Molecule: messenger RNA, 744 nt
Organism: Hansenula ciferrii
Lineage: Eukaryota; Fungi; Ascomycota; Saccharomycetes; Phaffomycetales; Wickerhamomycetaceae
Gene: UFE1
Product: Ufe1p
Exons: 2
Coding region: 1-744 (247 amino acids)
Biological process (GO): retrograde vesicle-mediated transport, Golgi to endoplasmic reticulum
Cellular component (GO): endoplasmic reticulum; SNARE complex
Source: RefSeq, a predicted model, not a curated record
AUGGGUAAUCUAACGGAAACUUUCAGUGAUAUUGUGGAAAAAAUUGAGAAAAAAAGAGAAUCUGAAAGAGAUGAAAUUGAUACACAAUCAAGAAUUGAAUUGAAAAAAUAUGACGAAAGAUUAAAAUUUUUAGAAUCUUAUGAACAAAAAAGAUCAAAUUCUAAACAAUUUUCAAUUUUUAAUAAAUCUCAAUCAUCAGCAAUUAAUAAACAUAGAGAAGGGAUAUUAUUAUCAUUAAGUUAUGAAUUAAGAGAUACUUCAAAAUUAUUAUUAGAUAUGCAAGAAACAAGAUUAUCAAGGAAACGUGAUGUUGAUCUAGGUAAUUUUGAUCCAAAAAUUUCUUCAAUAAAUGCUGAAUCUUUUAAUAUUGAUUUAAUACCUGAAAUUCCAAAUAAUGAAAAUGAAUUUAAUCAAUUAUCACAAGAACAAUUACAAACUUUACAACAAGAAAAUAGUGAAAUUCUUGAUGCAAAAUUAGAAGAUUUAGCAAAAGUUGAACAAAUUUCCAAAAGUGUUAUUGAAAUUGCUCAAUUAGAAUCUCAAUUAGGUGCACAUUUAACAAUUCAAUCUGAAAAUAUUCAAAAUUUAGUUAAUGAACAUGAUUUAACAGAAAUUGAUAUUGUCGAGGGUAAUAAAAUUUUGAAAAAAGCUAAAGGUAAAGGUAAUUAUGCUUCUAAAAUUGUAAUGUUUACUGCAAUUACUUUAGGUUCAAUUAUUUUAUUUUAUGAUUUUAUAGCAUGGUAG